AUAUUUUAGGACUUCAGUCGAAUGAAAUAACAAUACACCAUCAUGAUGAAAAUGAGAAAUAUCAUGGUUGUCUAAAAUUAGUAGAAGCAGACAAGCCAAAACAAUUUAAAAUUUAUAAACAAGUGGGUCAAUAUUUUGAUAUUAAUGGUGUUAUAACACGACUGGAUGAAAUUAAGAAUAAUCAAGGUCCACUUCGAAAAACGGUACAGUUACAAUAUACUAUAAAUUUAGAAUUCGAAUUCGCUUCUGUUCAAGAAAAUGCCG
Molecule: messenger RNA, 264 nt
Organism: Dentiscutata erythropus
Lineage: Eukaryota; Fungi; Glomeromycota; Glomeromycetes; Diversisporales; Gigasporaceae
Source: the annotation of a GenBank genome assembly